This is a messenger RNA of Talaromyces rugulosus, 1209 nucleotides long. RefSeq lists its product as uncharacterized. The record is from RefSeq and is a predicted model, not a curated record. The coding region runs from base 1 to 1209 and encodes 402 amino acids. The transcript is spliced from 2 exons. Lineage: Eukaryota; Fungi; Ascomycota; Eurotiomycetes; Eurotiales; Trichocomaceae.
AUGGCUAACCCAGUGGGAAUGGGAACUCUCAAUCCUCCGCCACCGUCGAACAACACUGUUCGCGUGCGCAUGGUAGACACUACCUCAGUUAUGUCUCUGCACGCCGAAGCCUUUUUGAAACCGGUCAUGCCCGGACACGAGAUCAUGAGCGUGACGACCAUGGCCUUUCUGAUUGAAAACGAGAAACUUGGAAAGAAGGCGAUGUUUGAUCUGGGGACACGAAAAGACUACUGGAACUCUCCGCCGAUGACGCUGCAGCGCAUCAAAGAUGCUAUUCCCGGUGUCCGGAUUGACAAGGAUGUUACUGAGAUUCUGCAAGAAAAAGGAAUGUCGCUGGGUGAAAUUGACGAUAUUAUCUGGUCGCACAGUCACUGGGACCACAUGGGCAGUCCUAAUCUAUUUCCUCACUCGACGAAUCUCUGCUACGGAAAGGGAACCGGCGUUUUCCCUGGCUACCCUCACAACCCGACUUCCAACCUGAACGCGGAGGACUUUGAGGGAAGGAAGUGCGUAGAGAUUGACUGCAAGGACCUGCACAUUGGACCAUUUCCGGCGCAUGACUUCUAUGGUGACGGCUCUCUAUAUCUACUUGACACUCCCGGCCACUGGCCAGGCCAUCUGUGCGCUCUCGCCCGCACCACGCCCAACACUUUUCUCUUCCUCGGUGGAGAUAUCUGUCACUUCUCUGGAGACUUCCGGCCGAGCGAAUGGAUUCCUUUCCCCAAAACCGUUCCAGAGGCAGCCUUGCGUGGACAUGCCAGAAAAUACCCCAUGCCCUGUCCGUGUGCCUUUUUCAGCGACCACCAUCCUCAAUUGCACGAUGAAGAGAUUGAUCCAUCCACAGUCGACAAGGAGAAGACAGCCUUCUACCGUCUUUCGACCCAUAAGCAUUCAUCUUACAAAGACCCUGCGUUGGCAACGAUAACAACUGCCAAGAUGCAGCAGUACUUUGACUCGGACCCGAAUGUGCUAGUCUGCUUGUCUCACGACACUUCGUUAGUCGAUCUUCUGCCGACCUUCAACGAUAGCCCAGAGAAAGACCUCAACAAAUGGAAGGAGCAGGGUCUGAAGGAGAAAUGUCACUGGGGCUGGCUUGGAGAAUUGCCGCGGUACGACAACGACGGCAAUGUCAUCGGCCAAGGGUACCGGGAGAUUCCCGUUGUGGAGGGCUUGUGGAAGGAAGGUCGUCGGGUUGAGUCAUUUGACUAA